Messenger RNA from Paraglomus occultum, 177 nucleotides. Lineage: Eukaryota; Fungi; Glomeromycota; Glomeromycetes; Paraglomerales; Paraglomeraceae. The record is from the annotation of a GenBank genome assembly.
CAGGAUCAGCAUUUUUGCCAUCAAAGAAUUUUGGAGAAGCUCAAACUCUUGCUGAGAUUGCUUGUGGGGAUAAGAAUAUGCGCCGGUUACAGAUUAGGAUCAGACUAUAUUUGCUGUUCGUCAUCUCCUCGGCGACGUCACCGAGGGCUCGGUGAAGCUAAAGAGUUGCGCGUAUGA